Molecule: messenger RNA, 750 nt
Organism: Schistosoma haematobium
Lineage: Eukaryota; Metazoa; Platyhelminthes; Trematoda; Strigeidida; Schistosomatidae
Gene: NEUROG2
Product: Neurogenin-2
Exons: 3
Coding region: 1-750 (249 amino acids)
Molecular function (GO): protein dimerization activity
Source: RefSeq, a predicted model, not a curated record
AUGGAAGAUGUAAAAUCCUUCACGUACUUGAGAAGCAUCAUCGAUGAACAAGGAGGAUCCGAUGCAGACAUAAAGGCGAAAAUUGGCAAAGCAAGGGCCGCAUUCCUAAAAUUGAAGAACAUAUGGAACUUAAAACAACUUUCAAAUAAUAUAAAGUCACAACCUUUAAUACGAACGUCAAGACAGUCAGUUCCACUGUACGGAGUUCAAACUUGGAGAACUAUUACAACCAUCAUCAAGAAGGUACAACGAUUUAUAAACAGUUGUCUACACAAGACAAUCAACAUCCAUCGCCCGGAUACCACCAGCAUCAGCCUUCUGUGGGAGAGAACAAACCAGCUUCGAGGUGUAGGGGAAAUCAUGAAAAAACGAUGGAAAUGGAUAGGACAUACAUUACGCAAAUCAUCAAACUGCAUCACGAGGCGAGCCCUAACUUGGAAUCCUGAGGGGAAGCGGAAAGGAGGAAGGCUAAAGAACACAUUACGUCAGGAAAUAGAAGCAGUAAGCAAACUAAGAAGAUUAAAAGCCAAUCGACGAGAGCGUGCUAGAAUGCAUGCAUUAAAUAAUGCAUUAGAACAACUUAGAAUUGUUUUACCGCAUUCUUCUUGUGAAUCAAUAAAACUCAGUAAAAUUGAAACAUUAAGGCGUGCGCGUGAUUACAUCAUAUCCCUAAUUGAUUUAUUAAAUAAAUCUCCACAUACAAAUCAACCAAUCAAUCAUAAUUCAGUAAUUGGACAAGAAUCUACGUAA